AUGACCUCGGAACAACCAAGUCAAGAACGCCACUAUGUCGCCGCCAGCGAAGCCCAGCGCCUCGUCGAAGACAUCCUCAAAGGCAACGGCGUCCCUGCCGCCAACGCCACCAUCGUCGCCCACGGCCUCGUCGCGGCUGACCUCCGCGGCGUCGACACGCACGGCAUGAACCGCAUCCCCUCGUACGUCGCGCGCAUCCAGCAAGGGGUCCUCGACCCUACCGUAUCACCCAACCUCACCCAAGUCACGCCCGUGGUCGCGCAGGUCGACGGCCGCAACGGGUUCGGCUUCCUUGCCGCGCACUCGGCCAUGACCGCCUGCACCGCCGCCGCGCAGACCUACGGCAUCGGCAUGGCCAGCGUCAAGCACUCGAACCACUUCGGGAUGAGCGCGUGGCUCGUGCAGCAGGCGCUCGACGCCGGCAUGAUGAGCCUCGUCUUCACCAACUCCAGCCCCGCGCUGGCGCCCUGGGGCGGCCGCGACAAGCUCAUCGGCGUCUCGCCGCUCGCGUGCGGCGCGCCGGGCAAGGACCCGUCGCGCGACUUCAUCCUCGACAUGGCCCCGUCCGUGGCCGCGCGCGGUAAGAUCUACAAGGCCAAGCGCCGCGGCGAGAAGAUCCCCCUGGACUGGGCGCUGGACGCCGAGGGCCGCCCGACGGACGAUCCGGAGGCCGCGCUCGGCGGCGUCAUGCUCCCGAUGGGCGGCCCGAAGGGAUCCGGCUUGGCCGUCAUGAUGGACGUCUUCUCCGGCGUGCUGUCCGGCUCAGCGUUUGCAGGGCAUGUCACGGGGCCCUACGAUCCGUCCAAGCCGGCCGACGUCGGCCACUUUCUGCUAGCGAUCAAGCCCGAUCUGUUCAUGAGCCUGGACGAAUUUCGCGACCGCAUACAGUACCUCUACGACAGAAUCACGGGGUCAGAAAAGGCAGCCGGCGUGGAGCGCAUUUACUUUCCCGGCGAGCUGGAGCAAUUGGCGCAGAAGGAGCGUGAGAAGACGGGCAUCCCACUGGUUCAGGCUGAGAUCGACGCAUUGAAUGCCGAGGCAACGAAGGUAUCAGUGCCGCCAAUGGUAACUCUUUUGCACAACAGCUCUUGGCAGGGCAUGUAG
Cordyceps fumosorosea ARSEF 2679 is the source of this 1104-nucleotide messenger RNA. RefSeq names its product malate dehydrogenase. The coding region runs from base 1 to 1104 and encodes 367 amino acids. The transcript has a single exon. Gene Ontology annotation, molecular function: oxidoreductase activity. Lineage: Eukaryota; Fungi; Ascomycota; Sordariomycetes; Hypocreales; Cordycipitaceae. The record is from RefSeq and is a predicted model, not a curated record.